Molecule: messenger RNA, 2380 nt
Organism: Chinchilla lanigera (long-tailed chinchilla)
Lineage: Eukaryota; Metazoa; Chordata; Mammalia; Rodentia; Chinchillidae
Gene: Naa16
Product: N(alpha)-acetyltransferase 16, NatA auxiliary subunit
Biological process (GO): N-terminal peptidyl-methionine acetylation
Cellular component (GO): NatA complex; cytoplasm
Molecular function (GO): protein-N-terminal amino-acid acetyltransferase activity; protein binding
Source: RefSeq, a predicted model, not a curated record
AUGCUGGACCCUCAGUGGAACUGCAAAAGGACUCUUCUUGAUGCUACCCUGAGAGGCUACGAACCCACAAACUGGGAUGUUAUAUUCAACAAUGGCUGUAUUGUGCCCUCUCUAACAAGUUGCCUUGAAAAGGAUACUGGGCAGCACGGGGUGGGGUGCGGGGAGUCCUGCGCAUGCGCCCGGUUGGGGUCGGGGUCGGGGUCGGGGUCGGAGUCGGGGUCGAAGGGGGGCGCGGCGCAGGGCCGCCACGUGCAGCGCGUGGGCGGCCGCUCCCCUGCGAAGGCUCAGCGCGAGCGCGCGCGUAAGACUGUCCCUUUGCACCGCGCGUCCCGCCGAGGAGCGAGCGUAGCCCCGGCUGCUCGGCCCGGGCUGGGCAAUGGAGUGACCCGCGGCUGCCGCCCGACUCUACGCCGCGGUGAAAAGUUUAGAGAACUAAUGGAUAAGUUCCUGAAGGCAAACUUCAAUACAGGCUGCCCACCCCUGUUUACUGCUUUGAAAUCUUUAUAUUAUGAUGCAGAAAAGGUUUCUAUAAUCCAGGAACUUGUUGCUAAUUAUGAAGCCUCUCUUAAAACAUGUGACUUUGUUAGCCCUUGUGAAAAUGGGGAGAAGGAACCCCCAACAACUCUACUUCAGGUCCAGUAUUUCCUGGCACAAUACCUUGAUAAACUUGAACAGUACUCUUUGGCUUUGGAGUAUAUUAAUUCUGCAAUUGCUAGUACUCCAACUCUAAUAGAAUUGUUUUAUAUGAAAGCAAAAAUUUACAAGCAUAUGGGUCAUCUCAAAGAAGCUGCACAGUGGAUGGAUGGAGCACAGUCUUUGAACACAGCUGAUAGAUUCAUCGAUUCUAAAUGUGCAGAAUAUGUGCUUCAAGUGAAUAUGAUAAAAGAAGCAGAGGAAAUGUGCUCCAAGUUCACAAGGGAGGGAAUAUCUGCCGUGGAAAAUCUACGUGAAGUGCAGUCUGUGUGGUUUCAGACGGAAUGCAUUUCAGCUUAUCAGCUGCUGGGGAGAUACAGAGAUGCCUUGAAAAAUGCCAUGAAGUAGAAAGGGCAUUUUGUUGAGAUAACUGAAGAUCAAUUUGAUUUCCAUACAUGCUGCAUGAGAAAGAUGAUCCUUUGUGCCUGUGUUGACCUUUUGAGAUUAGAAGAUAGUCUCAGAACAGUGAUUGAAGUAUAUUUGAAAUUAUAUGAUAAUCCCUUAACCAAUGAAAGAAAACAGCAAGAAAUAAAUUCAGAAAACUUGCCAGCCAAAGAACUGAAGAAAAUGCUUAGCAAGCAGAGAAGAGCUCACAAAAAGGCUAAACUAGAAGAAAAGACAAAGCAUGCAGAAAGGGAGCACCAACAAAAAAGUCAAAAGAAAAAAAGAGAUGAUGAAGAAGAAUCCAGUGGUCUUAAGGAAGAACUUGUACCUGAAAAAUUAGAAAGGGUGAGAUGAGUUUACCAUUGAAACCCGUUAGAAGAAGCCAUCAAGUUCCUUACACCUCUUAUGAACCUUGUUGCUGGUAACACUGACACCCAUCUGUUAGCAUUUGAAAUAUAUUUUAGAAAAGGGAAGUUUCUGUUAAUGCUGCAGUCUGUCAAACGAGCUUUUGCCAUCAGCAGUAAUAAUCCAUGGUUACAUGAAUGUUUAGUUAGAUUUUCUAAAUCUGUGUCUGUUCAAAGUAAUCUUCAAGACAUUGUAAGCAAAGUUCUGCCUCAAGAAAUGCAGAAAAGGAAAAUAUUUGUUAACAGGGAUUUGGAAAGCUUUAGUGAAGAUUUUCUCAAAUAUAACACUACCUCUCUUCAGCAUCUACUUUCAGGUGCUAAAAUGAUGUAUUUUCUGGACAAGUCAAGACAAGAGAAAGCAGUUGCUAUAGCCACUGGACUGGAUGAAACUAUAAAAGAUGAAAGUGUAGAGGUACGGCUUUUCAUGGGCUGACGCAUGGAACUGAAUGAUCUAGUAAAACUUGUGUCUUUACAAUAUAAUUCUUAAGCGAAUCACAGAGUUAGGUCUGGAUACAGACCUCGGCUCCACCAAUUAUUAGUCGUGUGGCUUUAGGCAAGUUCUUUCUUAGCUUUAUUUUCUUCACUGUAAUGAUGAAAUACCACACUGUGCAUCUCAAAGAGUCAGUGUAGGACAACCCAUUUGGGACCCCUCCUGUCUCUCAGGAGAUACUCCCAUUCCCCAUUCCCCAUUCCUAGUCUCCAGUAAAUUUUCCUACUCUUAAAAAAAAAAGAAAAAAGAGUCAUUGUAAGAGUUAUGUGGAAUAAUAAGCAUAGAGUAAAUAUGAGCUAUUAUUAAUAAAAGACACUUUAGUGAUUAUAAUUUUAGAGGUUUUUUUCUCAAAUACUAGAUUUUACUGCCUUUUUUUCUACAGUAUUUUUUAAAUAAAAGAAGGAAAACA